AUGCAGCGUCUCGCCUUCCUCAUCGUCUUCAUGGGGGCGGCAGCUGGCGAGGCCGCGCGCCUCGCCGGCGUCGCGAAGGGGCCCCCCCUGACGCAGCACCAGACGUCACGCCGCGAGCUGCGCCAGUUCGCGGACCUCGCCGGCGCCAUCGUGGGCGGCGCCGUCAGCGGUGCCGUGCGCGGCGGCACAAACGCAAUCCUGGCGCCCCCCAACCGUGGCGCGACAACUGUGGUCCCCACGAGGGGCAGCGGCAGCAGCGGCGGCGGUAGUAGCGGCGGCUGCAGCAGCUGCCGCCCCACCUACACCCUGCGCGUCCGCAUGAACGGCCGCUGCACGCAUAACAUCUGCUUCUGGUACACUGACCGCAACAGCCGCAAUGGUGUGAAUGGUUGCUGGGACAUCAGCAGCUCGUCGUCUAACCUCGUAUACGAGGGCACGCCAGUAUCCUUGGACGAACGGUAUGACGUCCACUACCAGUACGGCGCCGACGCUGACGAGGACUCGACAGUCAUGAAGUUCACACCCAUCAAGACCCCCUGCUGGACCAACUGCAAGGUGCCGUCCGGCUAUGAGGCCACGUUCGACUGCUGA
Molecule: messenger RNA, 591 nt
Organism: Monoraphidium neglectum
Lineage: Eukaryota; Viridiplantae; Chlorophyta; Chlorophyceae; Sphaeropleales; Selenastraceae
Exons: 2
Coding region: 1-591 (196 amino acids)
Source: RefSeq, a predicted model, not a curated record